Molecule: messenger RNA, 2397 nt
Organism: Girardinichthys multiradiatus
Lineage: Eukaryota; Metazoa; Chordata; Actinopteri; Cyprinodontiformes; Goodeidae
Gene: lipf
Product: lipase, gastric
Exons: 11
Coding region: 151-1353 (400 amino acids)
Molecular function (GO): hydrolase activity, acting on ester bonds
Source: RefSeq, a predicted model, not a curated record
GUAAUGCACCAAGCUGUUGUUUGCAAACCACCAACGAAAACCUAAGAAGAAAAAGACCAAUCACAGAAAGACCACAUCUGAAGUUAGUCGUGUGACCUGCCGCGUUCAGAGACCAGCGGCACUGCACCAGUAGCUGGACAACAGAUAAUCAUGUGCAUCUGGGUGUGCACAUUGUUUCUCUCCACUCUCUUCCACAGCGGCUGGACCGUUGGUGGUCAAUGCCGCUCUGAUCAACCACAUUUAAGGCUGGACCCUGAGGUCAACAUGAACAUUACGGAGAUCAUUCAGAGAUGGGGUUACCCUGCGGAGGAGCAUGAGGUUCUGACAGAAGACGGCUACAUCCUGAGUGUCAACAGGAUCCCUCAUGGACUCAAACACACAGCAGGUCUGAGGUCAGCAGUCUUCCUACAGCAUGGACUCUUGGCUGCCGGCAGUAACUGGAUCACCAACCUUCCUAACUCCAGCCUGGGCUACGUGCUGGCAGAUGCUGGCUACGACGUGUGGAUCGGGAACAGCCGGGGGAACACCUGGUCCAGGAAACAUCAGACUCUGAGCCCAGACCUUGAGGAUUUCUGGAGGUUCAGCUAUGAUGAAAUGGCUCUGAAGGAUCUUCCUGCAGUUGUCAACCACAUUUUGAAGGUGACGGGUCAGGAGCAGAUCUUCUACGUCGGACACUCCCAAGGAACCACCAUAGCAUUCAUAGCGUUCUCCACGCUGCCGGAGCUGGCCAGUAAGAUUCGGCUGUUCUUUGGAUUGGCUCCUGUAGCGACCGUGGCAUUCACCGGCAGCCCCAUGACCAAACUGUCUGUCCUGCCAGAUUUUCUGAUCUGGGACCUGUUUGGAAAGCGGGACUUCCUGCCGCAGAGCCAGUACAUCAAAUGGUUGGCUGAACAUGUGUGUGCGAGGACGUUGCUGAACAAGCUGUGUGGAAACCUCUUCUUCAUCCUCUGCGGUUUUGACGAGAAAAACCUCAACAUGACUCGGACUCCGGUCUUCACCACUCACUGUCCUGCUGGGACCUCUGUCCAGAACAUGAUCCACUGGGCGCAGGCUGUCCAUAGAGGGAAACUAAUGGCAUUUGACUUUGGACCACAAGGAAACAGAAGGCACUACAACCAGUCAACUCCUCCAGAGUUUCGGGUCCAGGACAUGAAAGUUCCCACUGCCCUGUUUUCUGGGGGACAUGAUACUUUAGCAGACCCAAAAGACAUCGCUGUUCUUCUCACUCAGGUGUCCAACCUGGUCUACCAUCAGCACAUCAAGCACUGGGAACAUCUGGAUUUCAUCUGGGGGCUGGAUGCUCCUCAGGUUAUGUUUCCGUCCAUUCUGAAGCUGCUGCAGGAAUAUCGGUAGAGAUGCAGAGGACACUGGUUCUUCUUAGGGACCAGCAGAGUUCAGGAUGUGUUGAGUGAAGGUCCAGCAGCCAUGUUUAAUCCAGCACGUUUUAUAAUGUUUUUAUAAUGUACUACCAGAAUUUUGAUUUAGAGGGAAGAAAAAGUUUACAGAACAGCAGCUGAUAUGUUUUAACUCGGUUCUACAAGUUCUGACAGAGAGCUGUCAGAACCUUUAUUCAUAUGCUAUGUAGUCUCUGAAGUGGGUUCAGGCUCAUGGUUCUAGAACAACAAGCAGAGUUCAGUAUUCUGGUCCAGAACCAACUAGAAGCUCUGCCCAGGCUUCAUUAAAGGUCCAAACUGAACUGUUUUGUAUUCAACCAGCUGCUGGCUGAUUAAAGACAGAUGCUCUAAUUGGAUGGAACCUGCAAUGGAACAGAGUGUCCAAAUCUGUCUGUGUCAAAUCUACAUGUUGAAACAUCACAGAACAAUCUUUAAAUGUUAGAACUUCACCUGGUUUUCCAAUGUUACCAGAAACAAGAACUUUGAAGUCUUUGGUUCAGUCCAAAUGCAAUCAAUGUAGAUGGUUGGUCUGAGCUUCCAACUCUUGUUCUGAUAAAACUUGAAUGCAGUGUGAAUUGAAGCUGCAGAACCAGCAUCAGAACCAUAAGCAGAGCUGGUUCCUUCCAGCAGAUUCUUGUUUAUGAGCAACUCUGGACAUGUAGGAGACGUUCUGACCUUUAGAGAUUCUGUUUGACAUCUCUGCUGGUUCUGAUCAUCCUGUCUACCCAGAUGGAAUUUAUUCUGACUUUGGACCUUUUAAUGAAAUCUGUCCUCAGAAUGUUUUUUAGAGCAGCUGUCCAAUCAGAGUGCAGCAACUGAACACAGCCUAAUCUGAAAACAGGAAGUGAAGCUGAAACAUUCGCAGUAUCUGGGUCUGGACUUCCUGUUUUAAUUUCAGCCUCACAGACAGCUGCAGGUGUGUGUUGUACUGUAACGUGUUAGGAAAUAAUGACCAUGUUGUUCAUGAUAAACUGUGAAUUAAAGCUGCUGUUUCAUACCCACA